UAUAAAAACAGAAGAGCGUUAACCGGCAGUGACGAGUAGUCGUUGAACGGAGAGGGGCCGGUAAAUGAAGAAAACAUACUCAAAGUUAUAAAAUACACCGGAGAUUGGUUUUCCCAUCUUCCAUCCAUUCUGAUAGUGUCUUCUUGUGACGACCAGACUCAAAACAAUUGAUUAUUGACUGCUCCAAAGACGGAGAGUGCCCUCUCGACGACCAGAAGAUCACAGAGCCGUGGUACAAGUCAACCGGAGAGUGCGAAGAUCAGUGUGUGGCCUCAGUGAGUGAGCAGCCUUCCCUAUGUGUGUGACAAUGGGAGACAUCAGUGACUUGGACCGACAGAUUGAACAGCUGCGACGCUGUGAACUUAUUAAGGAAAACGAAGUGAAAGCACUUUGUGCCAAAGCCAGAGAGAUUCUAGUUGAAGAAAGCAAUGUCCAGAGAGUUGACUCUCCUGUAACGGUCUGCGGUGAUAUACAUGGUCAGUUCUAUGACUUGAAGGAGCUUUUUAGGGUUGGUGGAGAUGUCCCGGAGACAAAUUACCUCUUCAUGGGAGACUUUGUAGACAGGGGUUUCUACAGUGUGGAAACAUUCCUCCUUCUUCUAGCUCUUAAGGUGCGUUACCCAGACAGGAUAACUUUGAUUCGGGGAAAUCACGAGUCCCGGCAAAUUACCCAGGUCUAUGGUUUUUAUGAUGAGUGCCUCAGAAAAUAUGGCUCUGUCACAGUCUGGAGAUACUGCACUGAGAUUUUUGACUACUUGUCCCUCUCGGCAAUCAUCGAUGGCAAGAUAUUUUGUGUGCAUGGUGGCUUAUCACCAUCCAUCCAGACACUUGAUCAAAUCCGGACCAUUGACAGAAAACAGGAAGUUCCUCAUGAUGGGCCCAUGUGUGACCUCCUUUGGUCAGACCCAGAAGACACUACCGGAUGGGGUGUGAGUCCCCGAGGUGCUGGCUACCUGUUUGGUAGCGAUGUCGUGGCCCAGUUCAAUGCCGCUAAUGACAUUCACAUGAUUUGCCGAGCGCAUCAGCUGGUCAUGGAGGGCUAUAAGUGGCACUUCAACGAAACAGUGCUCACUGUGUGGUCAGCACCAAACUACUGCUACAGAUGUGGUAACGUGGCUGCCAUUUUGGAGCUGGAUGAACAUUUACAACGAGAGUUCAUCAUAUUUGAAGCCGCACCACAGGAAACAAGAGGCAUUCCAUCAAAGAAGCCAGUUGCAGACUAUUUCCUGUGAAGUCUUGUGAAUUGAUUCCACCAAUUCAUAAUUUAGAACUCUGUGCAGUUUGUUUGAGAAGCCGCAGAGCGCCGGCAAUGUCAAAACCAUCAGAUCAUGUAUCUUCUCUUUCUCUCUCUGUAAAUUCAAUUCCACUCGUGUAUGUUUAUUUUUAGAUGGCAUGUAGGAGCAUUUUUGUUUAGUUUUUUUUCAGUAAUCUCACAUAGAUUUCACAAUUUAAUAAUACGUUGUUUGGCACGCUGUCCACAGUGAGGCACUGUGUUCACUGUUUUUUUUUUUUAAUUUUUUUUUUUUAAUCUAAUCUCUGUAGGUUUGUCCAUUUUGAUAUUGUGAAAAUAACGUUUUUGUAUUGGUGUUUUUGCUAAAUAAAAGCCACUUGUACAUAACAAGUUUAAA
Molecule: messenger RNA, 1627 nt
Organism: Hippocampus comes (tiger tail seahorse)
Lineage: Eukaryota; Metazoa; Chordata; Actinopteri; Syngnathiformes; Syngnathidae
Product: serine/threonine-protein phosphatase 4 catalytic subunit B
Exons: 9
Coding region: 296-1231 (311 amino acids)
Molecular function (GO): protein serine/threonine phosphatase activity
Source: RefSeq, a predicted model, not a curated record